CAAAAACCAAUUGACACAGAGAUUCUAGUUCCUGAACCAAAAUCGAAACCAUGCCAAGGCACAGUGAUGAAAACGAGGACAGGGAAAAUCUAAUAGCCAUUAGGGAUGGCUCGGAUGAAGACGAAGAAGAAGCUAAUGAAGAUCUUAGCUUAAAGAUAUUGAAGAAAGCGUUAUCGAGGCGUGAGUUAGAUGAUUCAAAGGAGACAAGUAUGUCGGAUCUCUGCGGUUCUGGUGUGGUAAGUACUGUGAAGGCGAAUGGAAGAGAUUCAAAGAGUCAUAAGAAGAAGACGAAGAGAACCAGUGUAAAAGAUGCCCACGAAAUUCCCAUUGUUUUGAAAGACCAAGAUGAAAAUAUACUAAAAGGGGAAGAUGAUGAGGUUGAGAAAACUGCUGAACCAACAUCUAGCAAUAUGGUUUUGAAAAAGCUUCUUCGUGGAGCGAGGUAUUUUGACCCUCCUGAUGCUGGUUGGGAGACCUGCUAUAGUUGUGGGGACCAAGGUCACGUAACUAUUAAUUGUCCAACUCCAACAACGCGUAAGAAGCCUUGCUUUAUAUGCGGUAGUUUGGAACAUGGUGCAAAGCAGUGUACAAAGGGACACGAUUGUUAUAUUUGCAAAAAAGCUGGCCACCGAGCCAAAGAUUGUCCAGACAAGUACAAAAGCGGAUCUAAAUCAGCUGUUUGUUUAAGAUGUGGAGAAUUUGGACAUGACAUGAUAUUGUGCAAGUAUGAGUACUCUCGAGAUGAUUUGAAGGAUAUACAAUGCUAUGUCUGUAAAAGCUUUGGCCAUCUGUGCUGUGUUGAACCAUGUAACUCACCGUCAUGGGCUGUGUCUUGCUACAGAUGUGGUCAACUGGAUCACACUGGAUUGGCAUGUGGUAGAUACUAUGAGGAAAGCACAAGAAAAGAUUCUGCCAGCUCAUGCUUUAGGUGUGGGGAAGAAGGGCAUUUCUCACGUGAAUGCCCGAACUCAUCGAGCAUAAGCACUUCACAUGGCCGAGACUCGCCGAGUUUGUGUUACCGAUGUAAUGGAGCAGGACAUUUUGCUCGUGAAUGUCCGAAUUCCUCCCAGGUUUCUAAGAGGACCCGUGAGACAUCUACACCAUCGAGCAAAUCUCACAAGAAAAUCAGAGAAACCCUGGAAUACAGUUCUACUCCUUGUGCAUCCAGUGGGAAGAAAAAGAAGAAGAAGAGUAAAGAAAACUCAGAACACGAUUCUAAUCUCCAUGAAUCCAAUGGUAAGAACACGAAGAAGAAGAAGAGUGAAGAAAACUGGGAACAUUAUUCUACCCCCCAUGAGUCUAACGGGAAGAUGAAGAAUAAGAAGAAAGCACAUAAAGGAGAACAUAAAUCAAAACAGAGAGGCGGUUGGAUCACAGAGGAUCUGGAGGAAGAUUCUUUCCAAAGAGAAAAGAUGAGGCGGCUGAGGUCUUCUGUUACGCCAUCUGGUCAUAACCACCAUAGGUCAUAUAUGGGUGGUUAUAAGCAAAGAUCACCAACAUUCCAUUCCGGUGGGGGUUUCCCGGGUUCUCCGAUGACCGCGCCAUAUGGUAGAAACCAUAGAAAGUCAGCAUUCGAGUCCAGUGGGCAUCUCUCCAGUCAUCCACCUUCAAGGUGGCAGCCUUAUUUUUCUCCUUCCCGUCAUAAUCAGAAUCAAAGAUAUUCACCUGCACCCGCAAGGUACGGUUCGGCGCCCCACUAUGACGACUUUCAAGGGGACUAUGGCCGGUGGUAGUGUAAAACGAUCUAGCUCAAAGUCGAUUAUGCUUGAUGGUGUUUGCUGGGCAGUUGGGCUCACAGGUAGGUUAGCUUUGUUUCCCUAGGCCUCUGGUAUUUGAUUCAACUUUUGGGGUCAGCAUUAUGUUAUGUUCUCUUCUCCAACUCAGGUUGUUUAUUCAGUCCUCAUUUCCUUUCCUCAUGUCCACUCAUCAGAUUUUUUCUUUGUUAUAUCUGUAUUUUUUUUUGUUUAAUUUAAAAUUUAGGGAUACUUUUUUUUGUUAUCAGUCAUGAUUUCAUUUAUAGUAUUGAUUAUUUUUCUUAAUAAAC
This is a messenger RNA of Eruca vesicaria subsp. sativa (arugula), 2044 nucleotides long. The record is from the annotation of a GenBank genome assembly. NCBI's taxonomy places the organism in Eukaryota, Viridiplantae, Streptophyta, Magnoliopsida, Brassicales, Brassicaceae.